Porites lobata is the source of this 1895-nucleotide messenger RNA. NCBI's taxonomy places the organism in Eukaryota, Metazoa, Cnidaria, Anthozoa, Scleractinia, Poritidae. The record is from the annotation of a GenBank genome assembly.
GGUUUUAGUGCAUCAACCAUUCUUGGCAACGACGGUAGGUACUUGGAGAAUUUGGCGUUGUUUUUGGAGCCCGUGAUAACUAGCUCAGUCCGUAGUAGGUUUGUGAGGUGUUGGCACGCUAAAGAGGACGGCUGGGCGGCGUCUACGUUCCACGGCAACUGUGAUGACAAGGGACCCACUGUAACUAUCAUUCAAGUCGGCAGUUUUAUAUUUGGUGGAUACAGUGACGUAACAUGGAAAGUUGCUGGUGAGUACAUGUAACAGGAGAAUUAGGACUUGUUUUUUUUUGUUUGCUAACAAUGAAGAACGAUAAAGUGGUACAGCGGCUUUUGGCUUGAGUACAUGUACUGUUAAAAAAAAGGAUGUUUUUCUGGUUACGUAAAACUCAAGGCGAGAAAGUAAUUCCUUAGGAAUCAGAAUUGGUCAUUUUCAUAAUGACGUCACUUGAUACAACUACCAGACGUUUGUUUUUCUCUAAUUCACAAUUUGAAUUAAAUUAUCCCGGUCAGGUUUAAAUCUUAUAAGAAUCGAUUUAGAAAUACAUUUUAAAACAAAAAAUUAAUGAUAAAAAAAAGUUGUCUUCAUGUCAUCAUUAUCAAAGACAGUAAAUACUUCCACGAAUCAUGUUAAUUUCUUAUCUUUUGAUAAUGAUGACAUGAAACCAUCGAAACUUCAAGUUACUUUUUUAUCGUUGAUUUAAGGUUUAAAUCACAACACCAAUAAACAUAAUCUUGCAAAAUUUGGUUUCGCCCUCUCCUUACAAAAACCCAUUAAGGUGCCAGUGGAAAGAAGAGGACGGCUCUGGUCCCAGCCUAAUUUUACUGAAUUAUCUUUAAAGUUCUCUAACUAUGAACUGCGGACUCUUUUUAAUGAAAAGUGUGACUUAAGAACUACCCCCCGGGUCACGGAAAUAAGAAGGAGAAAAAGGAAAAUUUUCCUUAAGUUUGUAAAAAGCAAGGUAGUUACAUCCGUGAACAUUCAUGAGCAAAGUUACUUUAAAAACUGAACGAACCACGGAAUCAAGGGGUUCAGCAAUGCAGAGGCUAAAUGAAAAAAAUGUAUCAGAUGCAUGUGUGAUACUGUCUGUCAUUUUUAUAGUCUUAAUGUAGUUUUCAGGCACUUCAAUAAUUCGAUAGAGCUGGAUUCAGUUAUGAUAUCACGUUAUACAUUCUAGUUUGCAACACGCUCUUUUCCACUAACACUGAGGGAUUCCAGUUUAGGGAGAGUUCCCUUUUUGCUAUAGUAGUUUGUUACUCCUCUAAAACUGCCUAAUUUUCUAAAAUAAUUUUCCCUCCCCCACUAAUUUCAAAGUUAAUACAGUGUCAUUACUUUACUCAAUACUUAGGAACAUUGAAAAAUUUAUACAAAUAGAGCAAAUUUUAAAAAUGCAGUUAUGCAUAGGUUGUCUAGGAAUGUCUGUAUGACAAGCCGGACUUGCACUCACUAUUUUAAACUGAAGUCCGGAUCAUUGAAUAUUCCUAGAAGUUAAUUUUUUAUGAGCGCCUUUAGUAAGGUCUGUCAGAAUUGUAAAAUGUCGUUAUUAUCUCCCAGGUGCUGGUUGUUCCUCUGGAGAUUCACGUAACGCCUUUAUCUACUCACUGACCAAUAACAACGGUUCUGGACACGCUGUAUUUAAUCCUGUUAAGCUGCGAGUCAAGUCAGAUAAGUACCAUAGAGCUGUACCAAGGUGUGAUUUUUAUGGACCUUUAUUUGGCGAGGGUGAUAUUAUCAUAUCAAACAACUCUGGUAGUAAACAGGAUUCUUAUACUUAUUGUGGCAAUAGCUACCCCCUCCCCCCAGGGUAUUCUCUAUCUGGUUCUAACUGUAAAUUCUAUGCUGGAAGCCACAAAUUCACGCCUACAGAUAUCGAAGUAUUCUAUGAAACAACCACUUAA